AGCACCCCGGGUCAGAACCACCCUGAGGGAGCUGUCCCAGCAGAAGCUGUUCUGGGAGGGGAGCGGGUAAGCGGGCGCCGGGGCUGAACAAAGCCGGCCUGAUGCCUCCGCCUGCCUGGCGGUGAGGAUUGGGCCAUCCCCCUCGGAAGGAGACCCUCGAGAAGGCGAACAUCGGGUGACAAAAGAAGAUCUUAUUUUUACAUCAAAAGAGGUCAAAUUGUAAUUAUUCGGUAUGGCAUAUGGUUUGCCAAGAAAGCGCACAGUGAAAUCAAUUUUGCGAGGAAGUUGCUACAACGUUCAGGAGCCCUGGGAGCUAGCUAUGCUUACAAAGUCCUUGUAUGACAACAUUGCCAAUAUUGGAGUACCUCUUUUUGAAGAUAUUAUUUAUAGCUGUCCUUUUAAAAUAAAUACUGGGAAAAGAACUGAGGACACACUACUCCCCACACCAGAAACAAUAAAUGCUGAAAGGGCAUAUGAACUGAACCACUUACGUGAACUUGAAAUUCAGAAAAAUUCAGCAGAACAAAUUCAGUCUUUGCUAAAAGACAGGAAAUUUGGCUUAAGAAGACCUCUUCCACCCAAGAAGUGAAGAUCGUUUGAAUUUUUUAGAGGCAUGCUCCUUUGUCUCUCUAUCCGAAGGGGAUGAGGGGAUUCAGACCAUUCACCUUCUAAUACAUCAGUUGGUACAGACAGAAAUCAACAAAGAGCAUUAUCUUGGUGGGUGAACAAGCUCCCCUGAAAAUACUUCAUCUGAUGACCUAAUACACCAUCCGUACCAUCCGGUGUUGCAUUUCAUCUUUAGGCUCUUAGCCUCGAACAGUAUAUACUUUAAAUGCACAUAAAUGAAAAUGAAAAAAUGAAUGAAGAAUUCUGCUUGUGAAGGUCAUAUGAAGUGCUGUAUCCACCAUAUCCUGUUAUUCUGUGGCAGAAUCAUAUUUCCUGGAAAGAUGGUGGCCAUACCAUGAUUACAUGUUGAUCUCAAGCAGCUCAGGGCAGGUGGUUAGACUGAACUAAUACAUAAUUUCUCACGUUUUGGUUUCCUGCCAGGAUUUAGUGUUACAGAUGAAGUGGUUUUGCCACAUUUUUAAUUAAGGAAUUUAGAAUCUAUUUCAUGUUUUCUCUUGAUAAAAAUUCCUGGAGGAUUUCUUCCUUUUAAAAAAAAGUUUCAAAAUGAAGAUACCU
Sarcophilus harrisii (Tasmanian devil) is the source of this 1182-nucleotide messenger RNA. RefSeq names its product chromosome 6 C4orf36 homolog (gene C6H4orf36). The record is from RefSeq and is a predicted model, not a curated record. The coding region runs from base 233 to 589 and encodes 118 amino acids. The transcript is spliced from 5 exons. NCBI's taxonomy places the organism in Eukaryota, Metazoa, Chordata, Mammalia, Dasyuromorphia, Dasyuridae.